This is a messenger RNA of Symbiodinium necroappetens, 621 nucleotides long. NCBI's taxonomy places the organism in Eukaryota, Dinophyceae, Suessiales, Symbiodiniaceae. The record is from the annotation of a GenBank genome assembly.
AUGAUGGUGAUUGCAUACAAUGUGCAUUGCCGUGGCCAUGCAGCUUUGAAAGUCGGCUGGUCAAUGGCAAAAUUGACAGAAAGUUACUGCAUGGAGCUCAGCCAGAACACCCUGCGACGACAGGCCCAGCUGGAUAGCAUGCGAGCACUGGUGGAAUCGAGCGACGGGAAGCUUGCUGGUGUUGCUGGCACAGAAAGGUUUGCGAGCCUGAGCAGCUCGCACAUGUCGCAGUUUUGCAAAGCCGUGCGAAGCGGCUGCUCGUCGGAGCACGAGAGCUUGCCCACUGUGCUGGUUCUGGAGACCCUCGCCAAGAAGUACACGGACGAGCAGUUCGCCACGGCUGUGCGGCGGGGCUGGGCUUUCUGCAGCCUGAAUGCCAGCAACCACAUUGCUGGCCGGCUCACCGAGAUGGAGAUUGCCAUGAACUUGGCGGCACACUACAAGAGAACGGGCUGCAUGGAUACUGCUGUGGAAGCAUGCAGGGCCAUGUGUGAGUUGGGCUACCUUGAUGCGAUUGCGGAAUGGGUGAAGGAGUACACAGGAGGCGAACAGUUCGUGCUCAUCUGGUCCGUGGCACGGCGGUGGUGGUGGUUUUACUACAUGGAUGGAUGUGGCUGGUAG